AUGAACGCCUUGAUCGAGCAAAUAGCGCGCAAGCAGCAUGUGGCAUCGGUCGUGGAUUUAGGUGCUGGACAGGGAUACUUAUCACGCGCUUUGGCAUACCAACACCGUUUAAAAGUAUUGGCAGUGGAUUCCUCCGAAGUACAAACUUGCGGUGCCAAAAAAUUCAACGCAAAAGCUAUGAAAGGAGGGAAAGCAUUCGAUUUACAUCACGUUACAGAUACGAUUGGCCCCGAGAAUGCAUCGAAUAUAUUGUCGCGAUGGAGUACUCACAGUGAUGAACAUUGGUUACUGUGUGGAUUACAUGCCUGUGGCGAUCUCUCCAGCUUGAUGUUACAACUCUUUGCCGAAAGUGAAGAGAUGGUCGCCUUGGUUAGUGUGGGCUGUUGUUACCAUUUCUUAACGGAAGAAGGCGAGCAUAAUGGUUUUCCCAUGAGUCGUGCGUUGAAAUCUACCGAUUACCGGCUCGGAUCGACAGCGCGAAUGUUGGCUUGUCAAGCUCCGUCUCGAUGGCUUGAUAAAAAAGAUGACAGCUUGAAAGCGUAUGAACAUCACUUUUUCCGCGCAUUAUUACAGCUGAUCAUGGUGGAGAAAGAACUAGCCAAAGCCUCAGCUGCUCCGGUGAUUGGGCGUCUAAACAAAAAGAAAGACUUUACCUCGUUCCCAGUUUAUGUUAAAGCAGCUCUUGCCCGAUUAAAUAUACCCGAGGACAGCAUCACACAGGAGGAAGCUUCACGAUAUUAUCAAGAAUACAAGGAGAAGCAAGUAGACAAGCAAAUGGCCAUAUUCUGGACGAUACGAGCCUUACUUGCCCCCGUACUUGAAAGCAUCGUUCUCAUGGACCGUUGGCUGUAUUUGAAGGAAUCGUUGAAUCCUCUACAGAGCGCUACCAAAGGAGUGUGGAUGUGGCCCUUGUUUGAUCCCAUCAUUUCACCGAGAAACAUGGUCAUUGUCGCUACUAAAUAG
Radiomyces spectabilis is the source of this 963-nucleotide messenger RNA. RefSeq names its product methyltransferase domain-containing protein. The record is from RefSeq and is a predicted model, not a curated record. The transcript is spliced from 2 exons. The coding region runs from base 1 to 963 and encodes 320 amino acids. Lineage: Eukaryota; Fungi; Mucoromycota; Mucoromycetes; Mucorales; Radiomycetaceae.